AUGAGCACGUCGCUGGUGACACUUCCCAACGUUCUCUCCUCGGACUGCACGUACUACGCCGGGGACCCGGAGCUGCUGAGGAGCGAGCGGUACGCGGAGCGCGUCGCGAAGCUGCUACAGUCGGAGAAGGCGGACCUUCUCGCCGCCCGCGUCGCGAUCCACGCCCAGCUGCGGGACGCCUUCAAGAACGACAAUGUGCAGCAGAUGCUGCAGCCGUACCUCCGCCCGGAGGAGAACUUUCAGGCGUUGCUUGACGACGCCAAGAGCCGCGCCAAGUUCUUCUCGCGGAAGCAGCAGGAGCUGCAGGCGGACGUCAUGGCCAGCGCGGAGCAGGUGGCGCUGCGGGAGGCCCAUCGCGAGUUGGCCGCGUGGGAGCGGGAGAACGCGGUGCUGCUGCGGCACCAGAUGUUUAUGACCUACACCCCCGCCAUGACGCUGCUGCUGGAGAGCGCCGCCACGAUUGCCCUCUACCGCCAGUACUCCGCCCUUGAGGAGGGCGACUACACGAGCGAGAGCAGCUGCGGGGAGGUGCCGGCGCAGCUGGUAAAGAUGGGCGGCAGGCCGCUUUUCACCGUGCAGGAUCCCGGCACGGCGUUUGAGGUGGACGAGCACACCAAGAUGUUCUCCCAGCACGUCCUGCAGAACAAGCGGGUGGAGUACGAGGAGAAGCGGGCGUUGGUGGUGCAGCGGCGGAAGCAGCUGGAGGAGUGCCCCUCGCUGCAGCGCCUGCAGGAGUUUAUCAACACCCGCAACGACAUUUUUCGCACGUACGGCAUUGACCGGCUUGUCUCCCUCCGCGUACGCCGGGACAAGGCGCUUGCCGAGCCGUACGAGGGCGGCGAGGACGCGACGGUGGCCGGGCUGCCGCCCUCAAACGAGAUCAUGAAAAGCCGCCGUGUGGCGCAGUACUCGCUGGCCAAGAUUGUGGAGCAGUGCCACAAGAACUACGUCAGCAUCCUCACCACGGAGGACUGGGAUGCCAUGAUGUCGAGCACGAACCUCGACAGCCGUGACACGCUGCAGCGGCUGAAGCCGUUGAGGGACCUCGAGACCUUCCGGUACUGGUUCCUCGCCUGCAUCACGGCGGAUGCCCCGCAGCUUGGGCCCAACAAGCUGGUAGGAAAAAACCCUACCCCCGUCGAGGAGUACAAGAAGCUCUGGCAGCCGCUAAAGACCAACUACGUCCCCUCGCUGAACACGGCGCACAGGCAGCAGUUCAAGGCGCUGGCGGGCCGCUGCGGGUUUCCGCACAUCGUCGUCCUCUCCCCCGUCACCUACUCCUACAUGCAGAACAACGACCCUAACUCGAUUGUGAAGGGGGAAUUGGACAUGGUAGUGUACGAUCAAACCAACGAGAAGGUCCUGCUGAUGGUUGCCAACUCCCACGACGAGCGCCGCCCACGCGGGGCCUUCCUGCACGGGCAGGAGGAGCGCUACCGCUUUGCCGCCGUCAUUCGCGCCGCGAUCACCAACGACAACGAGUUGUACGACUUUCAGUGCCAGGGGACGGUGGCGGAGUACUUCUUCGACCCGGAGUCCGGCUCGGAGGAGAACUACUACUGUAUCAUGGCCCCCAUCAAGAUCUCGCAUAAGGUGUCCGCCGUCGUCAACGUGCCGGUGCUGGCCCUGCGCCCGUUUACCACCUGUCCGCCGCGGUACUUUCUUCUAGGCUCGAACUGGGGCGCCAGUUCCGGCAACGAGAGGAACCCCUACGCCGUCUCCUACACGCACGCCGAGCUAAACGAGGACGCCAUUGUCAUGCAGCAGAGCAUCUCAGAGGGAUUCAUUCAGAAGAAUGUCAUGCCGCAGCUCCUCACGCGAAAGGAGGGGCUCGAGAUUAUGAAACGGGAAAAGGAGCAGCGGGCACGCGAGCGACGCGAGUCCAUCUCUGCCCGCUCCGCGGCCGCCCCAACCUCCGCACGCGGAGCCCGCUCGGUGGGGCAAACCCCACGUGAAAGCGCCCGCACCCCGGUCCACACCACCACCGCCGACGCCGCCUCCGCACCGGCGGCCGACGAGGACGACGACGACGACGAGGGCAUUCUCCCCGAGGAGGAGGACCCUCUCGCCCCGGAACUCCCGGGGGACGUCCUGCGGCCCGUGCGGGAGGUCUUGCUGAACAGGCGCUUCCUGCAACCCGGGUACCUCCAGCGACGCGCGAGGGAUGCGGAGAUUAAGCAGCUCGCGUCGGUGAAGGACGGUCAGCUGCGCACCCCGCUCAUGGUGUUCCAGGACCUCAUGAAGACAAAGCACGGGGAGGAGGAGGCGUACUUCAGUCAACCGCAAAGCGCACGUGGCCGCUACAACGCUGGCGGCAGCAGCAGCAACAACGCCAGUACCCAGCUGAAGGUCAGUCCGAGACCCGCCACGCGAAACGCCGCCAACGUCUCUUGGUUUUAA
Molecule: messenger RNA, 2400 nt
Organism: Trypanosoma conorhini
Lineage: Eukaryota; Euglenozoa; Kinetoplastea; Trypanosomatida; Trypanosomatidae
Exons: 1
Coding region: 1-2400 (799 amino acids)
Source: RefSeq, a predicted model, not a curated record